AUGAGGUUUACAGAUUCCAGUUUGGUAGCUGAGCUAGUGCUAAGAAUAGGAAGAAUAUUAUUCAUAUUUUUACUUUUAAGCACUGAGAAUGUCGCGCAAAGUUUAUUCAGAUCUGGGAAAGAAUAUAUAUAUUCUUACAACGCUGAAUCGAGCACUGGUGUGUUAGUACCUUCCAACGCAGCUUCUUCAUGGAAUCUCAAUGGAAAACUCGUGAUUCAGACAGAAGAUGACUAUGUCACAAUACAGUUGCAAUCAUUGAAGACAAACAUGCAUAAUGGAAAUGUAAAAAAAACAACGGAAAAUAUUGAUAUCUAUGAUGACGCUUUAGAACUUUUGAAACCUUUUCGUUUAUCGUACAACAAAGGGCUUAUUGAGAACUUCAGCACCGAACCUGAACCCCUAUGGACAACCAAUAUAAAACGGAGCAUAGCUGGAAUUUUACAAUUAGAUCUUGUUAAUUUAGAAAAGGAGAUUGCAUUUCAUUCUAAUGAAAUAAACCAUUACGGAAAGUGUGAUAUCGAUUAUGUUGUAAGCCCGGAGAGUGAUAAUCAACGUUUGAUAAGAAAAUCGUUAGAUCCUCGGAUGUGUAUUAAACAUCCAAGUCGCUACUGGACGAACGUUCCUAAAGUACAGUGCACUGAUGAGGAUCAAAAUCCCAUCUUGAAAAGUAGCGAGCGAAUAUAUCAAUUGAAAACUGAUGGAUUUGUUCAUAAUAUCAUCUCCAUUAAUGCAUCCGGAAGUAUCUACGUACAACCUUUUCAAAGCAUGGGAGAGGCGCAUUAUCAUUUUGUUCAGCAAAUUAUCAAGUUAUCUUCAGUGAAAGAUAUAACGAAUAAAAUAAUGACAAAUAAUUUACAAGCUACAGUCCUUGAACAUGAGCUACCAGAAGCAGAUCUUACACAGGGUAGAGGCACAACAGAUAAAAGUUUCAUUUUUAAAUCUAUAAGUCGUUUAUUAGAUCGUUUAAGCCACAGGCUCGAAAAUCCCGGUUUGGAUAUCGAAAUCCAUAAUCUGCACAACACAACAAUAUCCGUGCUUCUCUAUUAUCUCGAUAUGUUAGAUCGCGUUGAUCUGGGAAAAGCUUAUACUCGCAUCUCCGGAACUAGUUACAAAGAAGAAACGAUACGAAACAUGUUUCUUGAGGCAUUGCCGCAAGUUGGAAGCAAGGAGUCCGCAAUGUUCAUAUUGGAUCUUAUUCAGGGGAAUAAAGUAUCUGACAUAUCAGCGAUUCAAUUACUUAUGCGGCUACCGUUUUACAUAAGAAAACCCGACGUUCAACUGCUGGUCAGUCUGCAACCGCUUCUUACGCUGCCAAGCAAAAUUCGCACGGAAGUACAAAAUGCUGCGAUUCUCGCUUAUGGAACAUUAAUAUACAAAACUUGUCUAAUGCAUUGUUCGUAUGAAAUGUUAGAUGAUUACGUACGUUUGUAUAUCGACAAAUUUACAGAUACUACACAAUACGAGCAAAAAAUGGUUUGGUUGGAAGGUUUGGCGAAUAUACAGUUGGGUAGAGUUGUUGAGUUUUUAGAGCCUAUAGCCAGCGGUAGUAAUGCUGAAUCGCAUUUUCGAGUACUCGCGGCUUGGGCCUCUAUUCCCACAGCACCGUUGAGACCCGAUAUUAUUUAUCCUGUGUAUUGGCCGAUUUUACUCAAUAGAACGGAGCAUCUGGAAAUGAGGGUCGCCGCGUUAACUUUGCUUGUUGUUUCCAGUCCUACGCCUAACAGAUUGAUAUCUCUGUAUUGGUACAUGCAAAACGAACCCAAUCAACACUUGUACAAUUAUUUUUAUACGAUGCUAAAAUCUAUGGAACGCACAACGUAUCCCUGUUACAAGCGCAUAAGCAAAAUUGCGGUUCAAUUUAGCCGCGUACUUUGUGUACCAAAAAAUGAAUAUCUGACUACUGGUAAUUAUUUGGUUGAUUAUCAAGAUUCCUCGAGAAGAUUCGGCGCUAUGUUGCAUGGCAUUAUCGUAGCCAAUCCUUCUACGAAUAUUCCUGAAGUAAUAUACGCAUCUUUAAAUAAUUAUGCUAGUGGAACACACAUUAAUCAUGUGUCUUUAUACAUCAAAGCGGAAGGCAUCUUCCACUCAUUAGCGACUUCCUUUGAAAAGAAUCCGACGAACAUAAAAGAUAUUCUGAAGGAAUUCAAAUUGGAUGAACGCCAGAAAGGCCCUGUGCAUUUAGAGAUAAUUACACGUAUUCAAGAAAAAACAGUGUUGUGCGUUUAUUGGAAUGAAACAAACAUAAUUGAGGGGUUGAAGUAUUUAUCUUCUUUAUCGGAUAACAUAUAUCAAACAUAUUAUAAUAUGGAGUUUCAUAUUAAUCAACAACGUAUAAAUGUGCCAUUGAUGUUAGAAUCAGUGCAAGUGACCGAUUUCGGUACUAACGUUAGACUCGCAAUGACAGGAACGUCCUUGUUUUCAAUGAGAGGUAAUUUUACGCGCGAUUUUCCUGGACGAAAUAAUCAUAUUAUUUUACGCACAUCUGUUCACGGCAUUGAGACGAUAGAGAAUUAUAAUCCACUGGUCGAUUUAUGGCACAGCGCUGAAAGAGUUCAGUCAUUGCAUGGAUAUUUUCCUAUUAACAUUACAAUCGGAUUAGACGAAAAACCAUUUAUUUCAUACGACACUCUAGAAGAACACCUUAAGACAGGAUUUACAGCACAUGCUAAAACGCUUACGAGUAUCAAAGGUGCCAACGUUCGAUCGAAGUUAGAUCGAGUUUGUCGUUCGUGCUCUAUAUCGCACACAGUUAUGAAGUCACCAUUGUCUAAUCUGCAGACAGUGAAUAUUCUGAACAUUGAACUUCCCGAAUUAGGCGGUCGGCUACAAGUAAAAAUAUUUGAUUGCGAAAGCAUGAUGUCACAUGAAACAUUAAUUAAUGACAUUUGGUUUUCUCAUCAGAGCAAUUAUCAAACGUGGCCAAGUAUGAAAUUUGCCUUAAUCGGACUGCAUUUCUUGGAUUAUUUCACUUAUGUGCCACCAAAAGGUAGUUGUGGAUUAGCUGCUUACAUCGAAGCACUUAAAUCCGGGCCAUCACAAACGAGAUUGGAAUACUUGAAAAGUGAUAAUCGUCAUAUUUUAUCUUUGACGCACCACGACCUACAAUCCUCGCAAAUUCUUCAUCAAUGGAAUCUAGCCGCAUUAUACGAAACCACCGGCUGGUUCUCGGAUGUAAUUAAAUUUAAAGCAACUAAGAUUGUGCCUGGCGAACGCGUAUUUAAGUUUUGCGUAGAAGCCGAAAGACAUGUGCCGUGGCGAUGGGAGAUUCUGAGUGAUGAACCGACUGACUCCUCUCGCAUCAAAUUAAAUAUCGUUUGGGGACCAUCUGACAAUACGAAAGGAAGAUGCAGCGGUUCUUUUAUAUCAAUGUACUUAAUUGGCGAAAUUAGCGGCGAGCAGCUCAUGGAAAGUAAAAGGGCAAUCUGGCCUUACAGUGAAUGCAAAAGAGAAUCUGUGGGGAAAAAAGUUGUUCCUUACACAAAUUCUUGUUACGAAGUAUCAAAAGAAUUGUCGACCUUGCGAAGAUAUUCAAUUACCGCACAAUAUGAAAACUUACCAGAGAGUUUAUCUAAGCUGGUUUGGAAAAUGUACGCCUUUUACGAUCUUAUCGGUGGAAAUAGCAGUACUGCAAGAAAAUCCAAUGAGAUUGCAAUAACUACAAUUUUUCCGAAAGAUUCAAACGUUGGCGAAUUACAACUUAACAGGGACAACGUUGCGAUUGAAUAUAAUUCGCGCUACAUUGAUCUUUUCUUGACACGGACGAGAAUUCAUAAGUAUAUGGAAGUACCUCUAUUCAGAAUGUUUUCUAGCACAUGUAUCGUAACAUCAAAUUCCAUAAGGUCGGCGUAUAACACGAUUUACAGCUUUGCUGAAAACAGUGAAGUGAUAUUACUCGGGCAAUGUUACGAUGAAAAUCCUAGACUUGCAUUGACAGCAGUCAAUGAUUUGUAUGGCAUCAACAUCAAUUUAACUGAUGAAUCAGGAAUUAUACAGAUUAUAGCUGACAAGGAUAGAGGAACUCUACACAAUGCUACAUCAUACAUACAAUUGAAAUCUGAUUAUCUAUUUCAUACACUAGGAACUAAAAUGAUUAAAAUGAGCGACAAGGAAAUCGAUAUCUUUUUACCUAAUAUUUUACUAUAUAUACAUUGGACGCAGGAACAAGUUCUACUAUUUUUUUCAAACCACGUGUUAGAAUUUGGUUGCGGAAUAUGCACACUCGAUCAUCUCAACAUCGACAGAUUAUACGAAAAACUUUAAUUUACUCUGUGAAAGAUGUACAUACAAAAUGCAACAUAUUAAUGAUAUCGUAAAAUAAGUUUUAUAUUCAUUUUUAAUAUACUUUUUAAUAUAUAUCUAAUAAAUAGUACAGUACAAAAAGGUAUACAUAAUUACGUAAUUAGAACUCGGAUUUUCGGCCGUCAAAUCAAUCAGUCAAUUGAUAUUUGAGAUUUUCUUAUUAUGCAUCAAAUCAAGUUUAAAUAUUAGAAACUAAUUACUAAUGAACAAGACAUAAAACUAAUAUAAGCCGAACAUCUGAACAAUUCGUACAUAAUCUUAUUAUAUUGUUCCGACAUAAAAUAUAAACUUUAGCAAAUAAUAAGCAGCUUUAAUAUAUUGUUUAAAUGACUAAAUGAUUAAAGCUCUAGAUUUUAACCGAUUACUAGCCUUAUAUAUUGUUCACUAUUUAUUAAAAAAUAAUGCUAAAAAUUUUAUGUAACAUUUUAUAGAUAAAUAAUACAACUUCUUUAUUAACCAGUCUUAAUAAUUAAAGAACUUAUACUAUGUUAAAUUAUAAGUUUUUUCUUUUUCUACUCUGGAACUGAACUUCUCACAUAAUUUGUCUUUUCUCUUUUUUCUCUCCAAUGUGAAAAGAAAAAAAAGAAGAUGAAGUUCAGUCCUGAGGUAUGGAAAAAACAAGCCUUAUACAUACGAGCACAUUAAUAUAGUUUACGUUAUAUAAGCGAUGGUAAUAAUUACAUUGGACAUGCAAAUACCUCCUCUUGUAACAUGUCUUAAUGUACUUUAAAUUUCUAUUUAAUACAUGAUAAGUAAUAUACAAAUAUCGUUUUA
This is a messenger RNA of Monomorium pharaonis (pharaoh ant), 5073 nucleotides long. RefSeq lists its product as uncharacterized. Lineage: Eukaryota; Metazoa; Arthropoda; Insecta; Hymenoptera; Formicidae. The coding region runs from base 1 to 4260 and encodes 1419 amino acids. Gene Ontology annotation, biological process: lipid transport. The transcript is spliced from 22 exons. The record is from RefSeq and is a predicted model, not a curated record. Gene Ontology annotation, molecular function: lipid carrier activity.